This is a messenger RNA of Prorocentrum cordatum, 456 nucleotides long. The record is from the annotation of a GenBank genome assembly. NCBI's taxonomy places the organism in Eukaryota, Dinophyceae, Prorocentrales, Prorocentraceae.
UCUAUCGUGGCGGCCAAGACUCCGAAGGCCGAGCCUGUUGUGCCAUUUUCGCAGCGGUUGCAGCAGAUUGAGGCGAAAGUGCACAAGCUCGAGAAGCGUCCUGAAGCAGAAUACCAUACGUACCAGAAGUGGGUCGGCAGCUUGGAGGACCAAGCUAAGCUCGUGGCCGACUUGCGUGCCGAGCUGCAGAUCGAGCCCGAGCUUUUCCAGCCUACGUUGGCUGAAGUUCGACCUGCUGGGUCUCCUGUUGUUCAGCAGCCGAAGGUCGAAUUGCGAGCUCUCGUGGAUGAUUAUUUUGAUCUAUCCGAUCGGCUCGAUUUGUCCACACUCCUGGGCAACAGCGAAGACCAUGAACUCAACCCCGAUGAAGAACGUGAAUUUACCAAGAGGCACGCUGCAUUGGCUGAUCAUUUCAAGCGGAGUGCGAAGGAGCUGUUCGGUGAUGCUCUGGACAAG